Molecule: messenger RNA, 1594 nt
Organism: Syngnathoides biaculeatus (alligator pipefish)
Lineage: Eukaryota; Metazoa; Chordata; Actinopteri; Syngnathiformes; Syngnathidae
Gene: ptpn2b
Product: protein tyrosine phosphatase non-receptor type 2b
Exons: 10
Coding region: 232-1500 (422 amino acids)
Biological process (GO): protein dephosphorylation
Molecular function (GO): protein tyrosine phosphatase activity
Source: RefSeq, a predicted model, not a curated record
UCGUUUGCGCAUGCGCCGAUCGUCAGACGUCAUCGGGGGGGGGGGAGUGACGACCAACUCAACUAAAGAAAGCUUACCACGGGGAAGUCGUAAUUCCCCCCUCACCACGCACACAAAGAAGCUUUCUUGUUUCUUUUCACCCCUUUUUUUCUUGAAAUAACAACCCGAGCCGGCCGAAAUGAUGAGGUAGGCGGCCUCGACUGGUGCGAGGCAAGGCCGGGCUCGGUGAAAAUGGAGCGGGAGUUUCAGGACAUCGAGUCGGAGGGCCGGUGGCACAAAUUCUACAUGGAAAUCCGAAGUCAGUCUCACGAAUGCGCCUACAAAGUGGCCAAGUACCCGGAGAACCGCAGCCGCAACCGAUACCGAGACGUCAGCCCGUUUGACCACAGUCGGGUGAAGCUGAAGAACGCGGACAACGACUACAUCAACGCCAGCCUGGUGGUGAUGGAAGAGGCGCAGCGGCGUUACAUAUUAACUCAGGGUCCCCUCAGGAACACGUGUGGCCACUUCUGGCUCAUGAUCUGGGAGCAAAAGAGCAAAGCCAUCGUCAUGCUCAACAGGGUCAUUGAGAAAGGCUCGGAAAAGUGUGCUCAGUACUGGCCCGUGUCCGGGGAGCGUGAGAUGGCGUUCAAGGACACGCGCUUCCUGGUCACGCUGCUGUCGGAAGACGUCAAGUCUUACUACACCACAAGAGUGCUGGAGCUGCAGAACAUGAGCACGGCGGAGAAGCGGGAGAUCCACCAUUUUCACUACACAACGUGGCCCGACUUCGGCGUGCCCGAGUCGCCGGCGUCCUUCCUCAACUUCCUGCUGAAGGUGCGGGAGUCCGGGGCGCUGGGCGGCGACCACGGCCCCGCCGUGGUGCACUGCAGCGCCGGCAUCGGACGCUCGGGGACCUUCUCGCUGGUGGACACGUGUCUCGUGCUCAUGGAGAAAAGGAAAGAUGCGUCGGCGUUGGACAUCCGAAGGAUCCUGCUGGACAUGCGGAAGUACCGCAUGGGUCUCAUCCAGACCCCCGACCAGCUGCGCUUUUCCUUCGUGGCUGUCCUCGAGGGAGCCAAGUGCAUCGCGGGAGACGCGUCCCCGCAGGUAAAAUCGCUCGAAACGUCUGCAAUCAGAGCGGCGAAACACAGCGGGGGGGGGGGACGACGUCUACUUUCCCCGUUUCGCAGACUCAGAGGCGGGAGUCGUCCCGGGAGGACCCGGACGCCGCGGGCGACCUGCCGGAGAGCCGCAACGGCGGAGGAGAGGACGGUAGACAUGACGGCGAGAGGCCGAGCCAGUCGCCGGAACAGGACAACAGCACCACACACAAACGACGCAGAGGCGACAGUUUCUCCAUCGCUCCAAGCCAAAGGACCAACGAUACCGACAGAAAGCGGAAAAGCCUGCAUUUUCCGCCUCUUUCCGCCGGGAGGGACGGCGAAUCACUACAAUAACAACAACAAGACUCGUCUUUCAUCCACCAAUUGGAAUGCAGCAAAGACGAGCGACUCCUGACCGGCCCCCCCACCGCCACCAACCCGAGGCGCCGUUCGACGACAAAAAAAAAAAAAAAAAAUAAUAAUAAUCGGCAGGGAUAAACACCAACCUC